AGGCUACGGUUUAUUCCAACCCACACAGACAUACACUUGGCUUGUAGAAGUCUGAUUUUAAAUUCCAUUUUUCGAAGUGGCAAGACUCCCAUAUCGAUGAUCGAAUUUUGUUAAAAGAUGAAUUUUGUUACUGCGACUAGGUUUUUCGCAGUAUUUGCUAUUCUUUCAGUCACUGUGUCGCAUGAAGAGGUCAUUGAUGACAUCCUCAGCAAUCUAGCCAAGGGCGCAUUGUUCCUGGAGAUUGAGCACCAAAAUAUAAAUCUCGACGGAGUGGUUGGUUAUUUGAUAUUACAGGCUGAAUUUAAGGAGGCAAUCCGGACAUGGCCGCACACAGACCCGGUCAGCUGGGCUCAGCGCACCUCAGCGGUAGCACUGGUUAGGCGGCUGGAUCAGUCUCUCGAGAAGGCAGUCUCGGCACUAGCAGAAAACGAUCCAAAAUACUACCGAGAGUUUCAGCCCUUGCUGACCUGGACCUUCUGGGGAGUGCCACAUGAGUGGAGCUCCACAGAUGCCUCCUUGGCCUACUACUCCACCAGGGCCAUGGAGUGUUAUAAUGAGCAGCUCAGCGACAAAUGCAUGACACUGCUCCUUGGCACAUGGAAAAACAACGGGACUCCCUGCAUUGUGACAAAGUCUUGCCGAGAUACAAUGACACGCUUUGGUUGCCCUCACUACUCCCUCUCCCACCAGCUCCUCUAUUUCAUGAUUGGGUCCAUGAAAGGCUGCUCAAACAUGUUGAAGGGAGAUAUGCGGGCGUCACGUGCCAACCUGACAGAGCAAGACUACCAGAGGAUCUUCUGCUCCAACAUGAUGAAGAGCAAUCAGGACAUUAUCAAGAAUGGCUUCACCGGCCAAAGCCAGGACAUCUUUAUCGAAAACAUACUUCUGUGUGGAUUGGCUGGCUUCUCUGACUUCUACAAACCUGAUUGGCUGAAGCAUAUUUUGAGUUUCCAAGACCAGGAAAUGGGAUGCUUUGGGAAAGAUGAAAGAGUGACCUCCCAGACAAUUGGAGAGGAGUUGCUGGUGGCAUUGCAACCACAACGAAGAGUGAAGAGGAGAGAGAAAACACUGAGAGACGGCUGCUCGAGUCACAUGACUGGCGUGGCGGUGGGUGCACUGGGAGGGUACCUCAACUUCUACCUGACGGAGCAGGACAUCACGAAGAGACCACUCAGUUGAACUUCAGACGCCACACCACACCUGGCCAAAGUAGAGUUUAAAUGAGCUUGACUACUUCACUGAUUUAGUUGUCAUGCCUGGGCAAUGGAAAGCAAUACAAAAUCCAGAUCAAAGUCAUUGUGUGAUUGUUACUUUGCCCAGGUGUGAUGAGCUGAGCGCAGAGUAUAUAGAAGGGUAAACAGUAGACUGUUGCAGAUGAAAUGUAUAGAGGUAACAAAGACGACCCGAAUGCUGAUCAAUACACUGCACGUCUUAGAAACAAGACUGUUCUACUCAACAUGUCGUUGUUGGAAAUGUUAAUUAGCGUAAAAUUAACUACCGGUAGUUAUUUUCUAGUUGAAAGGUUGAUAAUCAGAAAAUGUUCAGCAAAAAAAGGUUACAGAAUUUGUCAUGUAGCAUGUGUUGUUUUCACAUUUGCACCUACUGCAACCCUCUCACAUUUCAGUAACUUGGACUACUAAAAAGCAAUACCUGAAUACUAUUUGAUAGAUUAAGACUAUCGUAUAAUACAUUUUUUAUUCUGUAGAAAUUGUCGGAGAAAUUUAGAAUGGAACAUUAUAUUCUGAAAAUACUGGUGCUAGCAUUCCUUGCCAGCAGAGAACCCUCUCCCCACAUGACCUAUAGAUGACACUAGGCUUACGUAAACAAACUGACCUAGGUUGACCAUUAUCAUACUAGAGGUGCAAUAAACCUUAUCUGUGUGGAGUGAAUCAUAUGGUCAAGCCUAGGGUCGGAGAACUCUGUAAGUUUCCACGUGCACGCGCACUCUGUCUCUGGGAUCGAUCAUAUUGACAGCUGAUAUGCAGGGGAGGAGACUUCUCACCAAUAAAUGGUCUUACCUGAAGACUUGUGAACCAGACAAACUUUGUAGCACAAUGGCGUGUGAUGUUUUUGUCUCCUUGUGGGCCGGCCACAAGCAAUAAAGCUUUCUUAAACUUG
Messenger RNA from Osmerus eperlanus (European smelt), 2118 nucleotides. RefSeq names its product chromosome 2 C16orf89 homolog (gene c2h16orf89). The coding region runs from base 118 to 1179 and encodes 353 amino acids. The transcript has 8 exons. The record is from RefSeq and is a predicted model, not a curated record. Lineage: Eukaryota; Metazoa; Chordata; Actinopteri; Osmeriformes; Osmeridae. Gene Ontology annotation, cellular component: membrane; cytosol.